This is a messenger RNA of Oncorhynchus nerka (sockeye salmon), 1330 nucleotides long. RefSeq names its product coiled-coil domain containing 172 (gene ccdc172). Gene Ontology annotation, cellular component: cytoplasm. The record is from RefSeq and is a predicted model, not a curated record. The transcript has 8 exons. Bases 1 to 786 code for a protein of 261 amino acids. Lineage: Eukaryota; Metazoa; Chordata; Actinopteri; Salmoniformes; Salmonidae.
AUGAGUUUGGAUACUCUGUUUCAACAAAUUCUACUAACUGAACAGCAAAUAUCGGAGAAAACGCGACAAUCUCAAGAGGUCAAGGCUGCUAUUGCAAGAUGUGAAGACAGGGUCAAGUCAUUGACAGCAAAAUCAGAAUGUCUCUCCAAGGAACUUGAUGAACAGGCUCAGCAUCUAUCAGAAACAAAGCUGCAGUAUGACCUAAUGAAAAAGCAUCAAGUUCAAGUUGAAAAGCAGGCAGGGGAGCUUCUGAGACAGCAGAGGGAUCUCAGGAAACACUUGGAGAAAAUAAAGAAGUCGUCGAAGGAGGAACAGGAGAAUUUCAUGAAAGAAAUCAUGACUUUCAACAGCGACUUUAGCCUUUUGAAUAACAGGGAGACUGUGUUUGAGAGCCAAACCCAAUCUGAGAUACGUAACUUGGGGGAGGAGGUUAGCUCUUUAAACAAAGAGAUGGAUUCCAUGGGCCGGACAAAUACUCAGAUGAAGUCUAUGCAAGAAGAAAAGAGAGGUCUCCAUUUGGAGCUACAAGGACUGGAACAUAUUAUGAAAGACCUGGAGAGCCAGCUGAGUGAGGCUAAAUCAAUGACCGAGUCCUUAAGUGCAGAGAGUCUGAUGGUCACCCAGAAGCCCCUCACAGACAGCACUUGCUUAAGACUUAAAAAGGAGCUGGAGAUGCACAAAGAAGGAGAGCUGGAGCUGCUGAGAGAAGCCCUUAGCUCUGAAAUCCUGUUCCUGCAAUCGAAACUGUCUCAGAAGACUCCCCAAUACUCAAGGAAAUUCACAUAGUGUCCAAAUUCCAGAGGUAUGUUAGAGGUUAGGAGAGAGAUUGAUUAUACCAGCAGUCUUAAAAACAUUGUGUAUUUUACUAAAUACUUAUUUUGUGUUACUUUACUGUCAGCUCAUUGAAGGUCUUGGCUUUACCCACCGAACAUAUCGUUACCAAAACAUGAUAAGAUUUUAGCCAUAGAACCAGGGUGUUGAGACGGGAUGAUAUGGUUAUAGUGAUCAAGAGAACAAGAGCAAAUCCCAUGCAUUUGUUUAAAACGUCUAUUACAGUUUUUUACAAUCGCUUACACACUAUAAGUGGUACGUGAGGCAUACUCAGUGAAACCAUUACCUCAUGUACCUAAUCUUCAGACCAAGUCUGCAAAACUGCAAGCAUAUUAUCUGCUUUAUACUCAGUUUGCAAUUGUAAAACUAAACACAGUUCUCUACAUUAGACACAUCAUUCAAAACUAACAGGUCUUGUGUUUCGUUUGGAAAACACUGCCAUUCCAAAUACCACACUCAUUUACCGAUGACCUACACCCAGUGCUCACAUGUGAAAACA